Messenger RNA from Eutrema salsugineum, 1787 nucleotides. RefSeq names its product arabinosyltransferase RRA3. NCBI's taxonomy places the organism in Eukaryota, Viridiplantae, Streptophyta, Magnoliopsida, Brassicales, Brassicaceae. The transcript is spliced from 2 exons. The record is from RefSeq and is a predicted model, not a curated record. Gene Ontology annotation, biological process: root hair cell development. Bases 261 to 1535 code for a protein of 424 amino acids. Gene Ontology annotation, molecular function: glycosyltransferase activity.
GCUUUGAUUCAUCGUCGUCUUCGCAGAAGAGGCCAAACAAGCUCUCUCUCUCUCAACAACUUCAAAAGCCGGGAGGUCUGACUCGAGACCACCGAAGAAAAUAGAACAUUUCUAGGGUUUUCUGAAAAGGAAAAGACUUUUCUUUGAUCCAGCACAUUGUUCAACUUUGUCUGUUCAAGUAAAUCAGAGAAGAGUCUUAAUCGUUUUAGCUUCUGGGUCUUUGAUUUCGCUAGUGAAGGGAGGAGAGAAAGUCAACGACCAUGGCGGGUCGUAGAGAGAGAAGCCAACAGCUCCGUGGAUCUCGAAUUGCCAUCGCCAUCCUCGUCGGUAUCUUUAUCGGGUGCGUAUGCGCCGUUAUGUUCCCUAACGGGUUCUUCAACUCGAGCUCGUCGGCGCUUACAGCUAAAGAACGCGUUCAGGUUGGAUCAUCGUCUUGUGAAUCGCCCGCACGAAUAAAAAUGCUAAAAUCAGACUUUGCAUCUCUCUCAGAGAAGAAUGCAUAUUUGAAGAAGCAGGUCAGAGAGUUAACAGAAAAGCUACGUUUAGCGGAACAAGGACCAGACAAUGCACGAAAACAGGUCCUAGCCUUGGGAACACAGAUCAAGGCUGGUCCUUUUGGAACCGUCAAGAGUCUGAGAACUAAUCCAACAAUCCUCUCAGAUGAAUCUGUAAACCCAAGAUUGGCAAAGAUUCUAGAGGAGAUCGCUGUGGAUAAAGAGGUAAUCGUGGCUCUUGCAAACGCAAAUGUGAAAUCAAUGUUAGAGGUUCAGAUUGCUAGCAUUAAGAGAUUGGGUAUAACAAACUACCUGGUUGUCGCAUUGGACGAUUACAUAGAGAAUUUCUGUAAAUCUAAAGAUGUUGCGUAUUACAAGAGGGAUCCAGACAAGGACGUGGACACGGUCGGGAAAACCGGAGGUAACCACGCCGUCUCUGGAUUGAAAUUCCGUGUACUAAGAGAGUUCUUGCAACUCGGUUAUGGUGUUCUUCUCUCGGAUGUGGACAUUGUCUUCUUGCAAAACCCAUUCAGACAUCUGUACAGAGACUCUGAUGUGGAGUCAAUGAGUGAUGGCCAUAGCAAUAUGACGGCUUAUGGAUUCAACGAUGUAUCUGAUGAACCAGCCAUGGGAUGGGCUCGGUAUGCUCACACGAUGAGGAUAUGGGUUUUCAAUUCAGGGUUUUUCUACCUAAGGCCUACGAUUCCAUCAAUCGAGCUGCUCGAUCGUGUAGCAGAUAGGCUCUCCAAGGCCAAACUGUGGGACCAAGCGGUUUUCAACGAGGAACUGUUUUAUCCUUCGCAUCCUGACUACAUUGGCCUGCAUGCCUCCAAGAGAGUCAUGGAUAUGUAUGAGUUUAUGAACAGUAAGGUCCUUUUCAAGACUGUAAGAAAGAAUCAGGAACUGAAGAAGAAGGUGAAACCGGUGAUUGUUCAUGUGAAUUACCAUCCAGAUAAGCUCAAUAGAAUGCGAGCAGUGGUUGAGUUCUACGUAAAUGGCAAGCAAGACGCGCUUGAUAGCUUCCCAGAUGGCUCCGAAUGAUUCACCUGAAAAGCAGAGUAGACUCAAAAGUUUUUCAGUUUCUUGACACUUGUGAUUCUAAUUUUACGUUUUUCUUUAUUGUUUCCAUGUUUAAUGCUUCAUGGAUGCCUUCUGUUUUUUUUUUUCUUUUGUAUCAUGAAUUUUGUGUGACUUAUGGCUAAAAGCUCAAGUCUUUUUUUACUUGUCUGUUCUUGUUACCAUUUUUUUCUUUUCUAGGUUCAUAUUUGCAUAAUGAAGCCUUUUCCUUCCACA